GAGUCCAGUAGUUUGGGUAGCGCAUGGCUGAGCACAAGUGCUCCUUGCAGCUCCCUCACCCUGGUCUUCAGAGCUUAGUGCUGGGCAAAAUUGUGUCUCCAGAUGAACAGUUAUAUCCAUCUCAGGUAAUAUGUAUUUGAAGCCAUUUAAUGUUUAACAGAGGAAAAGAGCAGUAUGACUAAAGCAGCAAGAAACAGCACAACACCUAUGAGAGCAAGAGCCUUCUGAAUGUAAUUAGCUGUGAAGAAAGAUGAAGGCCACCCUCCCACUCUGCUUUCUGGUGGCCUUGCUUCACCUCAGUGUUCACAGCCUGACUGAGACUGACCACCACAGUGACCAGCCCAAUGCAACUGAACCCCAGGAGCAACAUUCCCAUGAGGGAGAUCCUCUUGAGUCCUGCCAGCGGAUAGUCCCCAGCAACACAGACUUUGCCUUUCGGUUUUACAGGCAAGCAACCAUCCAAGAACCUGGCAAGAACAUUUUCUUUUCCCCAGUCAGCAUCUCUGCUGCCUUUGCCCUUCUGGCCCUGGGCUCCAGAGCCACCAGCCAGGCUCAGGUGCUGGAAGGACUGGCCUUUAACCUCACCCACACUCGGGAGGAGGAGAUACAUGAUGGCUUUCGUCAUCUCCUCCUCUUGCUGAACCGCCCUGGCAACCAGGUGCAGCUGAGUAUGGGGAACACCCUGUUCAUGGACAAUCACCUGAAGCCACUGAAAACAUUUCUGAAGGACAUCAAAAAGCUGUACAGAGGAAAAGUUGUUUCUAGUAACUUCCAGAAUUCCACUGAAGCUAAAAAAGAGAUCAAUGAUCAUGUAAAGAAUAAAACCCAUGGGAAUAUAAAGCAAAUACUUGAAGAACUUGAUCCAAACACCCUAAUGGUAAUUGUUAACUAUAUUUAUUUUAAAGCCUACUGGGAAAAUCCUUUCAGUAUUAGGGGGACCCGCAAGGAUUAUUUCCAUGUGAAUGCGAAGACCUCAGUUGAAGUGAAGAUGAUGACUCGAGAUGGAUUUUAUAAAGCAUACUCUGACAGGAAGUUGUCUUGCGAGGUGGUGCAGAUUCCUUACAAGGGAGAUGUUGCAGCACUGUUUAUCCUGCCCAGUGAAGGAAAAAUGAAACUGUUGGAACGUGGCCUGACAAAAGACACAGUGUCUAAAUGGGAAAAAUCACUUCAAAGACGGAGGAUAGAAGUGCAUAUUCCAAAACUGUCAGUUUCGGGCACCUAUGACUUAAAGAAGAUCUUAAUGAAUCUGGGUGUAACUGAUGUGUUUUCUGAUCAGGCUGAUCUGUCUGGAAUCACAGGAAAUCUUGAUGUGAAGGUUUCAAAAGCUGCUCACAAGGCCCUGUUGAAGGUUCAUGAGAAUGGCACAGAGGCUGCGGCAGUCACUGGCAUAGAUUUUCUUCCUCAUUCUGUUCCUCCUGUUAUUAAGUUCAGCCGUCCAUUUUUGCUGUUGAUUGUUGAUCAAUAUACUCAGAGCAUCCUCUUCAUGGGAAAAAUUGUAAAUCCAACUGAAAAAUGACUGGUCAGUGACUGGUCUGAUUGAUUUGAAUUGUAUUUUAUAAAAUUAUCAUUCCUUGUGUUUAAAAUUAUAUCAAAACAGCUACUAACAAUUUUCUUUUUCCAAAGAAGUCAGGUAAGAGUGUGUCUUUCUUAAAAACACUGUUCUUGCUUUCUCCUUCUGUAGAAAGUAACAACUGACAUACAUCUGUUAGUGAAUUAUGAAGAAUUUUGUAAAUCAGCCUUUUAGUGAUAAGUGCUGUGUUUGAAAAGCAAGGUAAUAUUCAGCCGAGACAAUCAGUUUAAAACACUGUAAAUAAAUAAAGUAUGAAUUAA
Molecule: messenger RNA, 1830 nt
Organism: Neopelma chrysocephalum (saffron-crested tyrant-manakin)
Lineage: Eukaryota; Metazoa; Chordata; Aves; Passeriformes; Pipridae
Product: alpha-1-antitrypsin-like
Exons: 6
Coding region: 251-1516 (421 amino acids)
Biological process (GO): negative regulation of endopeptidase activity
Molecular function (GO): serine-type endopeptidase inhibitor activity
Source: RefSeq, a predicted model, not a curated record